This is a messenger RNA of Helianthus annuus (common sunflower), 1134 nucleotides long. RefSeq names its product zinc finger BED domain-containing protein RICESLEEPER 4-like. Bases 1 to 1134 code for a protein of 377 amino acids. Gene Ontology annotation, molecular function: protein dimerization activity; DNA binding. The transcript is spliced from 5 exons. Lineage: Eukaryota; Viridiplantae; Streptophyta; Magnoliopsida; Asterales; Asteraceae. The record is from RefSeq and is a predicted model, not a curated record.
AUGCCACCACCUCAUACUGGCAUUGCUUUAUGUGAGAAAGUGUUUUCUAUUUUACUAGAAUGGGGCAUAGAAAACAAAAUAUUCUUUGUGACUUUAGAUAAUGCUUCUUCUAAUGACACUUUUGUUGGGCUUUUGAGAGAACAACUGAAUGCAAAGUCACCACUUGUUUCUAAGAGUAAUUUUUUUCACUUGAGAUGUUCUGCACAUAUUUUGAACUUGAUUGUGCAAGAUGGGUUAAAAGAAAUUGAUGAGUGUGUUUAUAAAAUUAGAGAAAGUAUCAAGUAUGUGAAAGGUUCACAACAAAGGAAAGAAAAUUUUUCGGAUUAUGUUCAGUUGCUUUCUAUUAAGAAGAAAAAGGGGUUAAGGCAAGAUGUUGUUACAAGGUGGAAUUCAACUUUUUUGAUGCUUGAUGCCGCUCUUUAUUAUCGACGUGCUUUUUAUCAUUUAGAAUUAAGUAAUUCUAAUUUUAAGCAUUGUCCAAAUGCAUUAGAGUGGGAAAAGAUUAGAAAGAUAUAUUUUAGUCUUACCUUAGCCAUAGCCGUAGUGUUGGAUCCUAGAUACAAGUUGCAUUUUAUCGACUGGAGUUAUUCACAAAUAUAUGGAGAGGCGAGCCCCGAAUAUUCAAAUGUUGAUCAGUUUUUGAAUUCUACAUUUAAUGAAUAUGUCAACAUGUUAAAUGUGGCCAGUGAUGAUAGAAGGGAUGAUCCAACACGUGCUUUAAAUGCAAGUAAAGAGAUUGAGGACACAAUGGAUAAUUCUACACAUGCCUAUGGAAUGAGUGCAAGUCUUAAGGAUUUUGAUCAAUUUCAAAUUAAAGAUUUUACAAUUAACAAAAAAUCGGAAUUGCAAAUGUAUUUGACGGAGUCAAGGGUUGAUAGAAGCUGCGAACUUGAUGUGUUGGCUUUUUGGAAAACCAAUAAGUUUAGAUAUCCCGCACUUGCGAGAAUGGCAAGAGACUUUUUGACCAUUCCAGUAUCUACUGUCGCAUCAGAGUCUACAUUCAGUGCAAGUGGAAGAGUACUUAAUGAAAGUUCGAACCAAGUUAGUGUAGAUGAGCUCAUAGAAGAUAUAAUGUCGCUUGAUAUUAGCCGUGAAUCAAAUGCUUCAAAUUCUGUGAACAAUCCUAAGGUUUGA